UCCUCCCUUUGAGCCUUUUCCAUCAGUCCAACACAGGACUUUCUACCGGUCCUUCGCAACGUGCGGCACACACAGCAACCUUCUCCUGCUCCUCUACUCCAAACUGGAACGAGGGCUUCGUUUCUGCAUCUUCGGGAAUUAUGUCCGCGUUGUUGGAAGCUUCGGAUGGAAACGCAAAGGGGAUACAACCAAAAACUCUCUCGGGAACAUCCAGCAUGGAAAGGAGCGGAGAAAAUGGCGAGACCUCCCGGUGUAAAUCUUCUGAUUCCAGCGGUGAAGAGGAAGCAAGCACGGGCCAAAAGAAGCCUCGUAGGCAGAGGACCCAUUUCACCAGCCAGCAGCUGCAGGAGCUGGAGGCUACUUUCCAGAGAAAUCGCUACCCGGACAUGAGCACAAGGGAAGAGAUAGCAGGCUGGACCAACCUGACGGAGCCGAGGAUAAGGGUGUGGUUCAAGAACCGAAGAGCCAAGUGGCGGAAAAAGGAACGUCACCAGCAGCAGACAGAUCUUUGCAAAGGAGCCUUUGGAUCCCAGCUUAAUGGUUUGACCGGAAACCCUUAUGACGACCUUUACCCCACCUACGCCUAUAACACCUGGACUCCCAAGGGGCUACACAGCAGCCCGAUCCAUGGCAAAGGCUUCCAGCUCUUCAACUCCAUUAACCUCAAUUCUUUUGCACCCCAGAAUGUGUUCCCGGCAGCUGCAGGAGCUUCUCUAUCUGGAGUCCCAUCUCUGGAAAACUUCAACAGCCUGGCAAGUCCUCCUGGGCACUCGGGUUCAAUGUACGCGCCUGGCGCCCCUUCGCCCUACAUGUACAGGGACCCCUGCAACCCAAGCCUGGCUGGACUGAGACUCAGAGCAAAACAGCCCCAAUCUGCUCUCAAUUAUGGCGCUCCACAAAACACGGGCAUCGGCCCCGGCUCCAGCCAGUAUCAUCUGGACAGGCCAGUCUGACCCUCGGCUGUAGGUCAAAAGAUGGUCAGAAUUUGUACCCCAUUAAGAAUCUUGCCAGUGGCCUCCAUAAAAAUAA
Messenger RNA from Protobothrops mucrosquamatus (brown spotted pit viper), 1029 nucleotides. Its product is annotated as pituitary homeobox 2. Gene Ontology annotation, molecular function: RNA polymerase II cis-regulatory region sequence-specific DNA binding; DNA-binding transcription factor activity, RNA polymerase II-specific. Gene Ontology annotation, cellular component: nucleus. Bases 141 to 953 code for a protein of 270 amino acids. The record is from RefSeq and is a predicted model, not a curated record. Gene Ontology annotation, biological process: anatomical structure morphogenesis; regulation of transcription by RNA polymerase II. The transcript is spliced from 3 exons. Lineage: Eukaryota; Metazoa; Chordata; Lepidosauria; Squamata; Viperidae.